GGUUGUUCUGUUUUUGCUUUUCUAUUUUCUAUCCUUUCCCCUUCACUUGACUCCCCUCCUGCCUCCGCAUGAUACGUGCGCGCUUGGCCAGAGUGGACUGUUGAGGGUGGAUACCUUUCGGUCACCCAGCGCCACCUCGCAUUUCUGGCCCCAUGGCGCAACUCCACCCACCGGUCAUGCGAGUGCGCUCAAUUUUUUUUGUUUUUGUCUUUGUAAUUGAGUAAUUGGAUGCGUGAUGAUUGGCUGAUGUAUACUCUCCUUUCUUCUCUUCACAUCUCCCUCGGUCUAUGGACUCGGUUGGUUGAUUGGUCAUAUUCGCUGAUUGGGGCGUUUAAUUCAACGCACCACACGAUUUAUUUCCAUGCUUAUGAAAACCUUAAUCAUUGGCUUUGCUUCCUGGACAACUCAAUCGUUUCAUUUCAUUGGCUUAACCGAUUGAUCGCUUGGUUGAACCACACCCAACUCGAUGCGUUGGUGGCAUGUGGGGGGGUUGGUGUCUUCGUUUUUUUUCCGUGCAAUGCGAUUGGUCAUGACGGCAUGGACAUUCUAACCCGGUUCCCGAUGCGUCCUCUCUCUCCUUUUCGUUAUCGCACCUCCGUUUGCUUUCUGACGCACUGACACCUCGUUGGGCUGAACCGGGGACUCGCAACCGCAAUCUUUUGGGAAUGACAUUGGGGGGUUGUGAUGCAAAAGUGGCCGCUCACGAUCAUCGAUCGUAUAUUCCUUCGUCAGCGUUUCCGCCAUCAUCUUUGGGUGAAGGGGGGGAAGACCGGCCAUUGUCUUUAAUCCCCCCUGCAUCAUCGUUGCCGAAGAAGGGGCUGAAGGAGCGGCGGAUGAAGGUGGCGAAAUUCGGUGCGGUGUUGCAAAGUCCAGAACCUCUCGAAAGAUCGAUAUCCUCUACAGUACCUCAUAACCCUUCUACACCUGGCGGUGAUGACGAAGAUGCUACUUCAUCCCUCAUCGUGUCCAAUUCGAUUUCCACAUUACCUAAUUCGAGCAUGAUUAACUCGUUGAGUUCAAUGCCGCUGACAUCAUCGCCUUCAUCUUCGUUCAAGACUCCGUCGGCACCUUCGCCUGCACCCAUGCCGACAUCAUCAACAAC
This is a messenger RNA of Cantharellus anzutake, 1102 nucleotides long. RefSeq lists its product as uncharacterized. The record is from RefSeq and is a predicted model, not a curated record. Bases 229 to 618 code for a protein of 129 amino acids. The transcript has a single exon. Lineage: Eukaryota; Fungi; Basidiomycota; Agaricomycetes; Cantharellales; Hydnaceae.